GACGCCGCAAGCGCCAAGUGCCUCGAACACUGCGGUGCCCAGAGGCCGCUUCACCUUCAAGCGGAGGAUGUUCACCACCGAGCCAUCUGCAGUUGCAGCGGGAGAUUCUCCGAGGAAGCCUAUCGCAGCAGUGCUAUUCCCCAGAGAGUCACCCGAACCUCUGCCAGAAGUGACAUCCGCGUCUCCGCCCAAGAAGACACCUGAACAUCUGCCAGAAGUGACACCUGCGCUUUUACCCAAGAUGCCUGCUCCUCUGCCAGAAGUGACAUCCCCGCCUCUGCCUAGGAAGACGCCUGCGCCUCUUUCAGAAGUGACUUCUCCGCCUCUGCCUAAGAAGGCCCCUGCACCUUUGCCAGAAGUGAGACCUGCGCCCUUAGUGAAGCCUGCAGUACCCGCGGCCCUAGAGGCGCCUGCGCCGGGGCCCAGUUCCACCACCCCUGCAAUCGAGGGUAUCCAAGAAGCUGCCCCAUUCCAGCCGUCUCUGCCGGCGCGGAAGGUCACUAAGAAGCCCCCCAAAGCCGCAGAGACUCGCACGAAGACUCCGAUGGUGUCUUCGCCCCCCGCUGUCGCCAAAGCCGCGCCGGCCGCGCCCCGAGCAAAGGGCAGCCGACGCUUGUUCUCGUCCAGCGCCGCCCCGGAGAGUUACUUGAAGUUCCUGUCCAAGCUGCCCGCCUCCAAGAUGCACUUCACCAUCCCGGCUGUGAAGGACGCCGCGCCGCCGCCACCACCACCGCCGCCGCCGCCAAAGCCCACGGAAGAGGCCACGAGUCGGGAGAGCACUCGCCAGUUCUUCCAGCGGCAAGUGCAACUGCAGGAUCAGGCACCGUUCAGCGCUCCUGAAACACAGAUUCAGGAGCCGGUGACGCGACUUGAGGAUCCAGCAGGAGCUCUUGAGUCUAAAACUCAGAGGCCUGUGUCGCGACCAGAGGGUCCAUCAAGUGCGUCUGAACUCCAAAUUCAAGAGCAAGGUUCAUCAAGUAGCCCUGAGCCUCAAAUUCAAGAGCAAGGUUCAUCAAGUAGUCCUGAGCCUCAAAUUCAAGAGCAAGGUUCAUCAAGUAGUCCUGAGCCUCAAAUUCAAGAGCAAGGUUCAUCAAGUAGCCCUGAGCCUCAAAUUCAAGAGCAAGGUUCAUCAAGUAGUCCUGAGCCUCAAAUUCAAGAGCAAGCGGUGCUUAUCCAAGCCACAGCAAGUGUUCCUGAUCCUCCGAUUCAUGACCGAGCGAUGCUAAUCGAAUCUACACCAAGUGUGCUCGAGCCCCAAAUUCGAGAGCAAGCUAUGGUAGUCGAAGCCACAGCUAGUGCCCCUGAGUCUCAAACUCAAGAUCAAGCGAUGCUGUUCGAAGCUCCUGAAAGUGCGCCUGUACCCCAAAUUCAAGAUCAAGCGAUGCAAAUCGAAUCUACAGUAAGUGCCCCUGAGCCUCAAAUUCGAGAUCAAGCGAUGCAAAUCGAAGUCCCAGGAAACGCCUUCGCCCCGCCGGAGCAGGUGCAGGGUGUCGACGAAGACCCAAAUGUCCCAUCCGCCGCGCCUGGGGACUCUGCAGACCAUUCCUCGCAGUCGAGCGAGCGCGUCGCUGCUGCCGAAGAAAAGCCAGCAGCAGCCCAGCUACAGGCACCCAGCAAGCCCUCCAUGGAGCGCAUGUUCAGUAAUGACAGCGACGCGUCGUCGCUGCCGGCGACCCAGGCCGUGGACGCCAGCCAGGCGGAGAGCCGCGACCUGGAGGCAGCCUACGUCCUGCCGGACAUCUCCCUCGACACCGGCUUGUCCCUGUCCACGGUGUGCGGCACCAUGGGCCUCGACAGCGAGCUGGCCGCACCGACUCUGCCCCGCGCGCUAGAGGAAGCCGACGUGGACCCGAUCCCACCCCCGCCGCCUUCACUUGCUGUCCACCACGACCUGGCGGUGGUUGGGGUUGCCGAGGAACACGCCUGCAGUGGCCCGGCCGAGGAAGGCACUGUUUCUGGCGUGCAGCUACCCCCACCACCGCGUGACACCGCCGGCAAAGGCGACGGCGUUUUGAAGUUUGCGAAGGACGUGGAGGCCGUCACCAAUGCAUCCCGCCUGGUCACCUGGCUCUCGACCGUUGUGCCAGAGAAAGACCCCGUGGCGACAAGCCCUCCGCGGCUCCCCCAAGCCACCCUGGUCGCGCGGCCUGUCCUGGUGGAUGCAGCACCAGUCGACGACCUGCAGUCCGCGCCAACGCCGAGGCGCGAACCUGAAAGUGGCAUGUCGGAGUGCCCGUCGCUCCCUUGCAGCCCGCCGGGACCUGCCCAGAACGCUGCGCCAGCCGACCCAGGAGCCUCAAUGGACGACACUCUCGACCUGCAGUCCAUGCCAACGCCGAAGUUCGAUCUUGCCAGUGGCGUGCCAAAGUGCCCGUCUCUCACCUGCAGUCCCCCCGGAGCCGAGGGGAUCCCCUCCGUCCUGGCCUCGCUCGGUCUUGGAAGACGGAAUCUUGUACCCAUGUUGGCGUCGCCAGGGUGUUCAUUCCCUGCAGCUACCUCUGUAAUUGCGCCAGGAACGUCGAACACCGCAACGCCCCUGGCCGACGAUCAGGACGCCGACGAAGACCCCCUGAGGGACGCCGACGAGUCCAUCUCGUACAGCCCUCUGUCGUCGAGUGUCGACGACGAGUCUCCGAGGCCGCUUGUCAUAGACUGCAGCCCCUGGACGACGAGGCCGCCGCUUCCCCGCGAGCAGGCAGCAGCACUGCAGGGAGGCGAGGAGGCGGCGGUCGGAGGCCGCACGGGACUGCGCUUCCUGCAGGAGUCCUACGCAAUAGGGUGCAGCCAGCUGUCGAAGCGCGGCAGCAGCACCGGGAUAACGCCAGGCUCCAACACCCCAGCUACCUGUGCAUCGAUGGGGACCGACAAGGGCACCUCCACCUUGAAGCGGAGCGCGCGUCCCUCGCCGUCGCCCUCAGAGGACCGCGACUCCCCCUCUUCGCGCGCGACGCCGAGCGCGACGCUCACGACGCCGAGGCGCGCCGUGCCGCUGGGCGUCAGGGAGAAGAAGCGCCGGCGCCUGCUCUGGGUGGAGCCCGAGGCGGACCCCGAGGUGGACCGCGAAACGGGCCCUGCAGACGAAUAGACAAGGUCACAUGUUUUCGGACUAUAAAUUCUCCCAGUUUUUGUUGAUUGUUAAUUUGUAUUUUGUGUUGUAACCCUGAGAGGACGGCCUCCGCAGGUCCCAUGUUUUUCGGACAAUAAUUUCCCCAGUUUUUGUUGAUUGUUAAUUUGUAUUUUGUGGUGUAACCCUGAGAGGACGGCCUCAGCAGGUCCCAUGUUUUUCGGACAAUAAUUUCCCCAGUUUUUGUUGAUUGUUCAUUUGUAUUUUGUGUUGUAACCAUGAGAGGACGGCCUCGGCCUCUCGUGACAGUAAAGAUAGCUAUUUAUUUA
This is a messenger RNA of Thrips palmi, 3393 nucleotides long. RefSeq names its product nascent polypeptide-associated complex subunit alpha, muscle-specific form-like. The transcript has 3 exons. NCBI's taxonomy places the organism in Eukaryota, Metazoa, Arthropoda, Insecta, Thysanoptera, Thripidae. The record is from RefSeq and is a predicted model, not a curated record. Bases 68 to 3085 code for a protein of 1005 amino acids.